This is a messenger RNA of Uloborus diversus, 5058 nucleotides long. Its product is annotated as CUGBP Elav-like family member 2. Bases 359 to 1864 code for a protein of 501 amino acids. Gene Ontology annotation, biological process: regulation of alternative mRNA splicing, via spliceosome; mRNA splice site recognition. The transcript is spliced from 17 exons. Gene Ontology annotation, molecular function: mRNA 3'-UTR binding. NCBI's taxonomy places the organism in Eukaryota, Metazoa, Arthropoda, Arachnida, Araneae, Uloboridae. The record is from RefSeq and is a predicted model, not a curated record. Gene Ontology annotation, cellular component: cytoplasm; ribonucleoprotein complex; nucleus.
UCGAGCCGUUUCACUUACCUGCUAAGCUAGGAUCUCUGAUGUAAAUACUGCCGUAUGCGUUUCAAAUCGGUAGUAGUUCUGAGAGAUUCGUAGCGCACGUGGAAGGCUGAGAUAUAUAAAUCUUAUUGCGAGAGAUCCUAUGAGAAAUAAGAUUUUUGUGGAUAAAACUCUUUCUUCUUUAAAGUCCUGAACAGUUUCAGUUUCGUAGAUCGUCUAUAAAAAGAAAGAUUUUUGCGGUUUGAGGUGUGGUGGAAGAUGUAGAAGGACUGUGAAAAAAAUUGUGUGUAUGGGCCUCUGGAGCCAAGCCUGAGCGAGAAGCUAGGGCGGCCCUAGAGCGGCCCCAAGCUCAGUGGCCCCGAUGACUCGGUCUUCGAUGGACGUGCGCCAUCUCAACAAGCGCCUCAGCAAAAGACUAAAAGCCAAGGCUGCCCUCAAUCGAGCAGCUCUUAGUAAACAACUCUUCCAGAGCCUUCUUGCCAAAUCAUUGCUAAAAGGCAGAGGCCUGGCCAUACGGACUUCAACUCAACUACCGUUGCCCUUGCCUUGGCUCGCGCUAUUGAUGCAUCAUCCGAUACAAAUGAAGCCUGCCGACAGUGAAAAUAGAAAUGAACGGAAACUUUUUAUUGGUAUGCUGUCCAAAAAGUGUACGGAAAACGACGUCCGUCUCAUGUUUUCCUCCUUUGGUAGCAUUGAGGAAUGCACAGUAUUGCGAGACGCUUCUGGACAAAGUAAAGGUUGUGCUUUCGUCACUUACGCAUCUCGGCAAUGUGCCAUCAACGCUAUCAAGUCCAUGAACCAUUCACAAACAAUGGAGGGAUGCAACAGUCCAUUGGUUGUGAAGUUUGCUGACACGCAAAAAGACAAGGACCAAAAGAGGCACUACCAGUUAAUGGCCAAUCUAAUGAACAUGGUAAAUUUAGCGAAUUUAGGAGCUGUUGGUCCGCAGUAUUUAACGGUAAACGAAACUACAUCACAACCAGGUUUUGGUAGUUUCACUAAUCUUCCUCAGGUUUCUAGUGGUCUUAGUUCCCUAAGUGUGCAACAGAUUGCUGCCUUAGCAGCCGCCCAGGCAUCUGUGAAUACCAACAGUGCAGGUCUUAAUUCAUUAAACCUACAAAGUCUUACUGGUCAAGGAGUAAAUCCCAGCAUAGGUUUAUCAAGUGCAAGCAAUAGUGCUUCAGAGUUAAAUAGUGCGAGUCUACAAAGUAUUGCUGCUUUAGCUGGUUUAGCAAAUUCCUCUGGUUUAAAUCCUGUAGUGAUGCAAAAUUUAGCUGCAUUAGCCGUAGCUGGAAACUCACCAAAUUCCGCUGGCUUGAGUUUAUCAACACCUGGCAACAAUUCAAGUACUAGUUCUUCUUUAAGUGGAAUUAAUUCUAUUAGCCCUGUGACAAGUAUGGCAUUAGGAAUAUCAAAUUCAUCGUUAGGCAGCUUAUCUGGAGUAAAUGGGAUUGGAAGUAAAACUGCACUCUCCACCAAUGGAGCUUCAUUAGAAGCUUUAACUCAAGCAUACUCGGGCAUUCAGCCAUUUUCUGCUAUUCCAUUUACCCGAAUAGGCCUUCAGUCCCCCAGUCCAGCAGGCAAACAAAUCGAAGGUCCUGAAGGAGCAAACUUAUUCAUUUAUCAUUUACCACAAGAAUUCAAUGAUGCAGAUCUAGCACAGACAUUUAUGCCAUUCGGAAACGUUAUUUCUGCAAAAGUUUUCAUUGAUAAACAGACCAACCUUAGCAAAUGCUUUGGAUUUGUUAGUUAUGAUAAUCCCAGCAGUGCUCAGACAGCUAUACAGGCUAUGAAUGGAUUUCAAAUAGGCAUGAAACGUCUAAAAGUUCAGCUCAAACGAUCGAAGGAAGCAAGCAAGCCAUAUUAACUUUGGGAUUUCUUAUUUCCGCUUUUAUUUAAUGAUGAUAGCCUCUUUGAUGAUUUAAAACAUGCCAUGCCAUAUGUUUUCCUGCUCCUUGGUGUACAUCUGUCUCCCUGUCUUUUCUUCCUGUUAUAUGACCCUUGACCCUAAUGGUCUUCUGGAUAAGCAACGACAAAUUUUAAUCAUUGGAAUCCCAAAGAAUUUCUUAACUUCAAGUGCGAUGUGUUGCAAAACAUGUAAAAAGUGUUCUAAAGGAAGACUGAAAGAUAAACAACUGCUUAAGAUAAAGCAUUUUGCAGUGUCAAUGUUCAUAACCGUCCCUUGUACAGAGCUUGGCAUGUAAAAAACACACACAAAGAUUGGUGUGUUUAGUAUGCAUCAUUUUUGCUUUUUGUUUGAAUUUAUUAUGAAUGCCUGUGUUUUUAAUUUGUUGAAAGCUGUAGUGAUUUUUGAUAGAAUGCUUAUGUUUUUGCUUUUUCCUAAUUUCCCUAUGUUUUGUGAGAAUUGAUAGUCUUUUUUGCUGUAUAAAUUACAUGUAGCUCUUGGUAUUUGUAAUUAAUUGACUGUAUUUAUACUGUCUGUAAUUACUGUAACAUAGGUCUUUCUGAAUGAAACCUAGAUUUAUAUUUGAAUAAUGUUAAAAUUAAAUUAUUCCUCCAAAUAAUACAAAACAGAUAAUUAUUUUAUAUGAAGCAGCCAAAGUUUAUUAAAUAGUUCUGUAAUUGUCACUAAGUAUGAACGCACUUCAAUUCAAUAAUAUAAUCUAAAAUGAUUUCUGAAUAUACAUGAAAGGUAUACUGUUAUUUACUUGGCAUGUAUAUCAGGUGAAAAACCUGCAACUGUGUAGACUGGAACUCGAAUGAAACACAAACCGAUUGCCUUACAUGUUCUUUGUAAGAAGAGUUGUCCUAAUUUUUAAAAUUGAAGCAUGUGUGUACUUUCUUUAUCAUCUUCACACAAUUUUGUGUCUUCAUAGUUUUUUAGCAACACUAUUUAUGGAUCUUAAAUGUGCUGUUGGUCAAAGUGGUCAGCAUUUUGUGUAUUUUGAUGCCCUUUUCAUGGCAAAACCUUUUUGUAGGAUAAACUUGUAAUAGUUUAAUGCACAAUUGUAUUAAAACACUAAAAGAACAGAUUCUAACUUGAACUGUUUCUUGUUUCAUACCUAAGAAGCUCAAACAUUGUACAUUCAGAUUAAAACGAAUCUUGUUUAUAUUUCUUGUAAGUACUCAAGAAGUGCACAAUUCACUUUGUGUGUGCCAAAUUGCAACUGCGUAGAACUUUAGCUAUUUGUAAGUUGGCUACUUUGACCUUAAAUUACCUUAAUCUACAAUGUUUGUGUUAUCUAACUUAACAAUUUCUUGUAUAAAGCAGUUUUCUUUUUUAAUACUUAAAAAUUUGAGCUUGAAAGUUUUAAUAUUUUCCGGAGGAUUUAUUAAUGAUAUGUCCCAUGAGCUAACCCAUUAAUAUAUCUUUAUUCUUUUCCUCUUGAAUGUGAUAUUUGCCAUUUCUUAGGAAAGGCUAAAAUGUAUGGUCUAUCUCUAUAUGCUUUAGAAGAUUAUAUGUACAAUUUUUCACAAAACUGCUAGCCUAGUUGUGCACAGUUCUUCCUUUCUCUUUUCAGUUCUCCAAAAAGUUGAUAGCAUUGUUUUUGCUUCAUUUCACUAAUUCACUAAGGUGCUUUGUAUAGGUGGAAAUUCUGUACGGAUAUGACUUUUAAUUCGGUUUUUCUCUUAAAUUUUUUACGAUGUGAAUGGAAUUUGUAUUUCAUCUGUUCUGUGUAGUGGUGUACUGUUUUAUGUUCAUUUGACAUUUAACAUUGUUUUAAUGAUAAUCAACUUCAUCUGAGGGACAAUUUUGUGUUUAGUGUUUUAUGAAUAAAAUCGUGUUUUCAAUCUUUUAAUCAAAAUAUAGUUUUAAAACAAUGUUUUAUUUGGUAAAAAGUUUUGAUACCCUAAAAUCUUAUUUUGAUGUUCUUAAAUUUUAUUUAUUAUAAAAUUUAAUUUAAACUGUGCUAGAGGUACAAACUAUUGCUAAAACGAUUUAAAUUCAUUGUUUAUUUCUUAUUUAGGAAUGUAAAGGUAUGCUGAAUUUUUACACAUACGUACUUAGCUUUUUAAUCUUCAAGGAAUAUGAGGCAGUGAGAAGCAAAGGGAUGUAAGUGGCAAAAUUAAAAAUUUGGAGAUAACCAGUACAAAUGGUAGGUGAACUUCUCCUGUGUCUUUGGGCAAGCGAUAGUACUAGUAGCCCUGGUAGGUAAUGCUAUACAGCAUGAUUUAGAGAAACAUUUCAAUGAAAGCCUACUUAGACCCACAACUUUAAACGUGUUUUACUCAACUUGAAAAUGUCCACUUACAUCCCUUUGCUUCUCACUGCUUCAUAUGAUAUCUUCUACUUUUUUUUGUUUUGAUUAAACUUAUUUUUUAACAAUAAAUUUAUAUGUAAAUUAAAAUUCAUUAAUUGAAUAUUUUCAUAAGGUUGAUAGUUUUUAUAUUAAUCUUGCUUUCUUUGUAGAUUGUUUGUUGUUUGUACUAGAAAUACCCUCUCAAAAACUCAUAGUAUGUCUAAUCAAAAACUUCAUUAUGUGGUUACCAUGCUUAUUAAAGCAUGUGAAUAUUACAGCUUCCAUGGAAACGAUACAUUGUACAGUUUUGAUACCAAAGCUGCUAAGGCUAUUAGGAAAAAAAAUAAUUUUUUACUCAAAGCAAAAUUAAUGUAGAUUUUAUAUUGUUAAUCUGUGUAAAUUCACUUUGACUGUCAUAACAUCUCUUUUUUUUAAUGUAAAACAAUCACAUUUGGUUUCCUCAUUACAAAUUGGCAUAAAUUUUAGUUUGUUGGGUAAUAUAUUUUUCUUUUUAUUAUAUAAUUUAUUUUUAUUCUGUACUAAGUGUUUCUCAGUGUUCCUUAAUACCUCCUUGGGGAGGUUGAAACUAUGCUUAUUAAUGACAUUUUCAUGAUAUUUGUGGUUUGUAUUUUUGUGUUACAUUGACUCUUUAUACCCUUGUACAGAAAAAGCAACAAAAUAGCGGCAUUUCUGUACUGUAAUGCCUUACCAAAUUUUUAGUCCUGUUCUUAAAUUGCAUAAGAGGGACUUGCAUCUGUACAGCAAAUGGAAAAUAAGAAAAUUAGUAAAGAAAUUUAGACAAUUUUUCUGGGUAAGCUGUUCAAAGGACAGAGACAUAUAUAUUAUUAAAAGAUAAAAC